CCGUUUCUUAGAGCAAAUCUGGUAUCAUCUCUUUUUGAAGCUAAUGUGCCUGUGGGAGCGAUGCCUGGGAAGAAGGAGGGUCCAAGCCGGGGCAAUUUGUUUGGAAAACAGCAUUGAGGCCCCAACUGUAGCGCCUGAUCUGUUGACCCUCCGGGAGCCUCCCCGAUUCUGGUUCUCUGCUCAGAGUGCAUUUUCCAAGUGGGGGUCCGUCCCUCUUCUCGGUUCUCGAUCUGGACUCCAUGAAAGUUCGUAAUGAAACUGGUAUGGCCAAGCUCUUGCUAAAAUUCCAAAGGUAUUUUCGGCGGAAACCUAUCCGUUUCUUCACUUUAAUUGCUCUUUACCUGACCGCUGGGAGUUUGGUGUUCCUCCACGCUGGCUUCAGCGGGGGGACGAGAGUCCCAGGGGCUGCUUCCCGGACCAGCAAUGAGGCUGCAGAAGGGACGGACGCCCAGUUCUUGGGGACGCUACAGCUUGGCAGGGAAUUUAAAGUGAUGCCAGAGUCUCUGGCAUUUGCCCGAAGAUAUGGCACUUGGUUCAAGAAUCCUGCCAAGGACGCAGCAGGGAGAAGCAGAGGUGGUAGAGGUGGUGAUUAUGGGGAGACGUGGAAUCGCAUGCUCAAGGGGAGGAACAUUCACGAGAAAGAGGAAGAUAGAGCAAAAUACAUCGGCUGUUAUGUAGACAACACCCACCAGAGAGCCCUCCGUGGAGUGUCCUUCUUUGACUACAAAAAAAUGACAUUGUUCCGUUGCCAGGACAACUGCGCCGAACGGGGCUACCUCUACGCUGGGCUGGAGUUCGGGGCAGAAUGCUACUGUGGACACAAGAUCCUGGCCGUGAAUGUCAGCGACGCCGAGUGCAACAUGGAGUGCAAAGGGGAGAAAAACAGACUUUGUGGAGGCGUAAACCGGCUUUCCGUCUACCGCUUGGAGUUGGCACAGGAGUCCACCAGGAGGUAUGGCAGUGCCAUAUACCGCGGAUGCUUCCGCCGGCCAGAGAACAUCUCCUUGGCUUUGCUGGCCAGCAGGCCCAUGAAAAACAUGUCUGUGGACCGAUGCGUUGACCUAUGCACAGGAAAGGAAUGCCCUCUUGCAGCUCUGGCGGGCACCUUCUGCCACUGCGGCUUCCCGACCACCCUCUUCUCCUUGCACGAACGGGAAGGGGAGCACCUUUGUGCCCAGAAAUGCAGCGGGGAGGAGUUCGAGAGCUGCGGCACCACAGGCUAUUUCAUUGUCUACCAGACCCAAGUGCAAGACAACCGGUGUAUGGAUAGGAGAUUCCUAACGGCUCGGGCCAAACAGCUGGCUGCCCUCGCCAGCUUUCCCGGAGCGGGCAACACGUGGGCCCGGCAUCUCAUUGAACUGGCCACGGGGUUUUAUACCGGGAGUUAUUAUUUUGAUGGCUCUCUUUAUAAUAAAGGGUUCAAAGGCGAACGGGAUCACUGGCGCAGCGGGCGGACGAUAUGCAUCAAGACCCACGAGAGCGGGCAGAAGGAGAUCGAAGCGUUUGACUCCGCCAUCCUCCUGGUCCGCAACCCCUACAAAGCGCUCAUGGCAGAAUUCAACCGGAAGUACGGGGGGCACAUCGGCUUUGCUUCUCAUGCCCACUGGAAGGGGAAGGAAUGGCCGGAGUUUGUCAGGAAUUAUGCUCCAUGGUGGGUGACGCACACCCUUGACUGGUUGAAAUACGGCAAGAAGGUCUUGGUGGUGCAUUUUGAGGACCUCAAGCGAGACCUCUUCGUCCAGCUCAAGAGGAUGGUCAGCCUCCUGGGCAUCACGGUGCACGAGGACCGCCUGUUGUGCGUCGAGGGUCAGAAGGAUGGCAACUUCAAGCGAUCAGGGCUGAGGAAACUGGAGUAUGAUCCUUACACUCCCGAGAUGAAGAAAAUGAUCAACGGCUACAUCAAAACGGUGGACAUGGCUCUGAAGCUCAGGAACCUCACUGGCGUCCCAAAGGACUAUUACCCCAGAUGAUGGGCAACGGUUGGGAAACCGGGUGGAGGAGAUGAUCCACCUUAGGAGGUGCAAAUUGGCUUCCUCUCGGCCAGUAGCUAUUUCCAUCCGGUGAGUGGUGUGUGUAUGAGGAGUCUUCCUGCUGGUGCUUGCUUUUAAAGAACCCUUUUGCAUGAGCAGAGAGGCCACCUAUCGCGGUUGGCUGAAGAUGCUUUGGUCAACCUGUCUCCAGAAAAGGAGGCCCACUGGGGGAGGCCUUGCAAAGGGAAAUCUUUGCUGCUGCUGCUGCUUUUCAAAGUUUUGUGCCCCUUCCCACCCAAGUUAGA
This is a messenger RNA of Candoia aspera, 2275 nucleotides long. It is a transcript of the gene WSCD2, whose product is annotated as WSC domain containing 2. Bases 240 to 1970 code for a protein of 576 amino acids. Gene Ontology annotation, molecular function: sulfotransferase activity. The transcript is spliced from 8 exons. NCBI's taxonomy places the organism in Eukaryota, Metazoa, Chordata, Lepidosauria, Squamata, Candoiidae. The record is from RefSeq and is a predicted model, not a curated record.